Molecule: messenger RNA, 540 nt
Organism: Copidosoma floridanum
Lineage: Eukaryota; Metazoa; Arthropoda; Insecta; Hymenoptera; Encyrtidae
Product: peritrophin-1-like
Source: RefSeq, a predicted model, not a curated record
AUGAAAGCAAUCGUCGCUGUGGCACUAUUCGGCCUCAUUGUCGUAGCUGCUUAUGCUCAGGAACAAGAUGAGCAUGUGGAAAAUGCACCAAAAGUUCAUUGUCCCGAACAAUUCGAGCAUAGCGAGAACAUCCUUCUGCCAAAUCCCAGCGAUUGCAAUAGUUUCUACCAGUGCGUUUGGGGAGUGCCUUACCUGAUGGAGUGCCCGUCCAAUCUGCACUUCAAUCCAGAAAUUAAUAUGUGCGACUGGCCCGAAGAUGCCAAUUCAAUCGUCGCUGUGGCACUAUUCGGCCUCAUUGUCGUAGCUGCUUAUGCUCAGGAACAAGAUGAGCAUGUGGAAAAUGCACCAAAAGUUCAUUGUCCCGAACAAUUCGAGCAUAGCGAGAACAUCCUUCUGCCAAAUCCCAGCGAUUGCAAUAGUUUCUACCAGUGCGUUUGGGGAGUGCCUUACCUGAUGGAGUGCCCGUCCAAUCUGCACUUCAAUCCAGAAAUUAAUAUGUGCGACUGGCCGGAAGAUGCCAAUUGCAAACUUGUUGAUUAG